UUAUUAUUGAUUGUACCGACAAUUUUAUCGGAUAUCCUUUAUUAUCAUGAUCAUUUAAUAGAUGAAACCUUUCGACUCAUCAAAAUAAUCAAACAACAACAAAAACAUUAUUUAUAUUCAUUUGAAUACUCAAAGCGACAACAACUUUAACAUUCGAAUUAUUUUUUCAUAAACAAAAAUUAUUUUUCAAUAAUAUGGCUCUAAAUUCAUAUUUAUGGAAUUUUAUACAAUCACCCGUUGGUUAUUCAUUCGAUAUUGAAAAAGCUUGUAUCGACAAAGAUCGUCCAAUAGAAGAACAAUUACAUGAAGUUUUUCAUUCAAUGAAAGAGACAUAUGCCGAUGAUGAAGAACUUAUUGCUUAUAUUGAUAGAAUCAAAGAAGAUUCCGAACUCAUUUAUAUACAGGCGGUAUUAUUCGAUUUUGAUGAACAAACUCAAGGAAAUGGUUAUUGGACACUAUUGAUCAUAAUGAUUAAAUUUGGUCGAAUAUUAUCGGAUCCGGAUUUGAAAAAGAAAAUUGGACGAUUACCAUUAUUACAUUUAAUGCAAAUCAUGACUGAAGGAUUAAAAGUUGGUCUUCAAUUACAUACACCCAAAUUGGAAUCAUUAAAAUCAAACGAUUCAAAUGAAAAAAUUAAUCUUAGUUUAUUCACAGAUGAAAUGGAUUUUGAAGGUAUUUUAGAUCUGAUACAAUCGUUAAAAGUUCCAAUGACUUCUUUUUAUGAACAUUUCAAUUUUUGCUGGCUUGGCACAAUGUCCAAAGUAAUGCAACUGUUUACGAAUUUUAUGGCCAUUUAUUCAACUCAAUGGAAAUCAUUUAAAAUUUACAAUUGGUUUAGUACCAAAGCACGAGCUCAGAUGUUCACCAAUAUGGUUUUGAACGUUAAUGUUGAUUGCCUGCAAAGCAUGUGGAAUAUAACGGAUUUUCCAUUGGUACGAGUAUUUACUCCAAGUUUUUGGAAUCGUUUUCUUAUCGAAACUAUUAACAUUUAUUCACCACGUCAACAACGGUGGAUUAUCGAUGCAACUAAACCGAUCGUACAUGAUCGUCAAGCUGAUCCUAACAUUCCAUAUCCAGUGAUGAAGUCGAAAUCAUCCGUACGUGGACUUUUGUUCCGUUAUCGUCAUAAUCCAAAAAAUAAAUCAUUAAUGUUUCAUUUACAUGGAGGUGGAUUCAUAAGUCAAUCACCGGAAUCACAUGCAUGUUAUCUGGUUAAAUGGGUUCGAAAAUUAGAUGAUAUACCAAUUUUGAGUAUAGAUUAUACACUUAGUCCACAGGUAAUUUUUCCCGAAGCAUUACAAGAAAUCCUUGACGUGUAUCUAUGGCUUAUAAGUAAAGAUCCUGAAGUUGAAAAAGCUCUUGGAUUUUUACCCGAAAAAAUUGUCUUCUGUGGCGAUAGUGCCGGUGGAAAUUUUUCAAUGGCUAUGAUGCUAAUAUUGAAUCAGAUACAGAAGAAAAUGGCCGAAUCUGAUGAAGAUAAACAAACAUUCCGCUAUCCAAACGGACUUUUUCUUUUUUAUGCCCCAUUGGUAGUUGCUACAAUGGUGAGUCCAUCACGAAUUCUUACUUCAAUCGAUGGUUUGAUUCCACUUGGAACAUUGCUCAAUUGCCUUGGUGCAUAUUUACCUAACGAAAUAUUCGAGGAUAAUCUGCCUGAAGACGAAAAUACUGAUGAUGUUCAAGGCAAAGAAACUGUUGCAUAUCAAGUUGGUGGAUAUUUUGUGCAUAAAUUAAAAGAUGCACUCAGCUACUUGCUUCAAUUAAAAGUGGUUUAUCGAAUUAAACCGUGGUAUCGACGAACUGGUAAUCUAAAGAAAUGUUUAGCUAGAAUGAAUGCAUUCGUGCAGAAUCCUUUUAUUUCACCAUUAUUGGCUGAAAGUGUGGAAGAUUUCAAUCACAUACCAUUAUAUUUAUAUCCAUUGACAUUUGAUGCAUUUUUAGAUGACAGUAUUGAAAUGGCUAAACGAUGGCAAAAAGAUAAGGUCAAAGUGGAAAUACUUGAUGAUCUUCCGCAUGGAUUUUUGAAUUUUGUUGAUUUUGAUUAUAAAGCACGUAAAGCAAGCUAUAAAUGUAUAGAUCGAAUUAAGGAAAUUUUACAACAUAUUGAUGAUUAAUUGAUUGACAAUACUUUUAUAGAAUGUUAUUGUUUUUUUU
Molecule: messenger RNA, 2154 nt
Organism: Dermatophagoides pteronyssinus (European house dust mite)
Lineage: Eukaryota; Metazoa; Arthropoda; Arachnida; Sarcoptiformes; Pyroglyphidae
Gene: Hsl
Product: hormone-sensitive lipase
Biological process (GO): cholesterol metabolic process; triglyceride catabolic process
Cellular component (GO): cytosol
Molecular function (GO): triacylglycerol lipase activity; sterol ester esterase activity
Source: RefSeq, a predicted model, not a curated record